This is a messenger RNA of Vespa crabro (European hornet), 1187 nucleotides long. RefSeq lists its product as uncharacterized. Bases 158 to 808 code for a protein of 216 amino acids. The record is from RefSeq and is a predicted model, not a curated record. The transcript has 2 exons. NCBI's taxonomy places the organism in Eukaryota, Metazoa, Arthropoda, Insecta, Hymenoptera, Vespidae.
AGGCAAGGAGAAAAAAGUUUCAAUUAGAGAGAAGAAAGAAGUUCUGUUGAGGUUUAAAAGAAUCUAGAAAAAAAAAAAAAGAAAAAGGAAAGCAAAGCAUUUGUCUUCGAAGAAUAUUAUUGUAACUCGAUCAGAAAUAAUUAUACUCGGCCGCUUAAUGUCGUUCCCACCGUACCAAGAUAAGAAACCGAUGAUACCAGAAAUCGAGGGUGCUCAAUACAUUCCCACGCCAAUGACGAUACCUCCUUCAUCGACGGUUGCAUCGACACCAACAACGAUGGAAAUGGCGUCGGGCCCAAUCGAUUAUAGCUUGCCCAAAAGAUUGGAUCAGAUUGAUCGAUCUCCUAUAAAAGCCUGGAGCAGAUUGGAAUGGCUCUUAUCGGCGUUCAAGGCCAACGGGCAAAAGUGCAACAUGCAAACUGCUCUCGAAGCUACUUUUCGCGGUGACGAUCUUUUUUAUACAAGUCAAACUCGAUCCCAAGGAUACUCCCGAUUUCCCUCAUCGACGUCAUCCUCUGUGUCCUCUUCCAUGUCCUCCUUAUCGUCGUUCUCAUCCCCUUCGUCGUUUAUUAAGUCAUCCAAAUUAUCGAGAUUAUCCAAAUCGAAUAGUUCAUCGUCUUAUUACCAAUCACCAUCUUCCUCGCAAUCAUUCCAUUCCACGCGAUCAUCAUCCUCGUCGUUACCGUCAUUCUCGUCACUUUCAUCAUCCUCUUCUAAUCAGUCAGUUUCAAUGUUUAAUCGAAAUCAAAAAAACGAAUGCAAUUAUUCUUAUGGCGAUACGAACGAUACAGAAAAUAGAAAAGGCUAGCAAAAAUUUUGUUAAUAUUUGUAAGCUAUUACCGAAACAAAUACUGCAACAUGACCAUAUUAUGUUCAUCUAUUACGAAAUCCAAAGAAUAUAUUAAUUAAUAGCUGUAAAGGUUUUAACAAAAAAUACUCAUAAUUAAUGGGUAAAAUCGGAGAAGAAAAUAGAUUGAUGCGUCUUAUGAAAUCGAAAGGUUUAUCUAAUAUUUACAAUUAACAGACAAAUUAACAAUAGUAGUUAAUAGUCUCUUUGAAUAUUUGAUUUAUUUGUCUGAUGCAUCAUUUACUUCCCUAUGUAUCUAUACCAAAUUUAACUAUACUAGUCAGUAAUCCAUGUAAUGAGAUUGAGUUUCCUAGAAUAAAGAUAAACAUUAUUUAGAUAA